This is a messenger RNA of Erigeron canadensis, 3836 nucleotides long. Its product is annotated as ubiquitin C-terminal hydrolase 12-like. The record is from RefSeq and is a predicted model, not a curated record. Gene Ontology annotation, biological process: regulation of protein stability; protein deubiquitination. The transcript is spliced from 32 exons. Bases 93 to 3482 code for a protein of 1129 amino acids. Lineage: Eukaryota; Viridiplantae; Streptophyta; Magnoliopsida; Asterales; Asteraceae. Gene Ontology annotation, molecular function: protein binding; cysteine-type deubiquitinase activity; cysteine-type endopeptidase activity. Gene Ontology annotation, cellular component: cytosol; nucleus.
UACACUCAUACGCACAAUAUAUAUCUCAUAUAUAUAUAUACAUAUAUAUCAGCGGCUGUGAUUACUAACCUCCGAUCAUACGUCACAUAACAAUGACCAUGAUUACUCCUCAACCGCUGGAUCAAGGGGAAGAAGAAGAAAUGCUUGUUCCACACACUGAGCUAGUGGAAGGCCCUGUUGCUUUGGAUGGUACUCCACCUGUUGAAUUCCCACGGCCUAUGGAAGUCGAUUCUCAAGCAGAAGUUGUUAGCACGGCCGAGAAUCAAGUAGCUGAUGAACCACAGGCAAGCAGGUUUACUUGGAAAAUUGAGAAUUUCUCCCGUCAGAACAGCAAGAAGCUUUAUUCUGAUGUGUUUGUGGUUGGGGGAUAUAAUUGGCGUGUGCUUAUAUUUCCGAAGGGAAACAAUGUGGAACAUUUGUCCAUGUACCUAGAUGUGGCUGAUUCAGCGACCUUGCAGUAUGGUUGGAGUAGAUAUGCACAGUUCAGCUUGGCUGUGGUUAAUCAGAUGCACACCAAGUUCACAGUAAGAAAAGACACGCAGCACCAGUUCCAUGGAAGGGAAAACGAUUGGGGCUUCACCUCUUUCAUGCCUCUAAGUGAUCUAUAUGACCCCAGUAAAGGUUAUCUUGUGAAUGACACAUGUAUUAUUGAAGCUGAUGUUGCUGUACGUAAAGUGAUUGAUUAUUGGUCAUAUGACUCAAAGAAGGAGACUGGCUAUGUUGGACUUAAGAAUCAAGGAGCAACAUGCUACAUGAACUCUCUCCUUCAAACAUUGUACCAUAUUCCUUAUUUUAGAAAGGCUGUGUAUCAUAUGCCGACAACAGAAAAUGACAUGCCAUCAGGGAGCAUUCCUCUCGCUCUUCAAAGCUUAUUCUAUAAACUUCAGUACAAUGAAACAAGCGUUGCAACAAAAGAAUUGACGAAAUCUUUUGGGUGGGAUACAUAUGAUUCUUUCAUGCAACAUGAUGUUCAAGAACUUAAUCGGGUCUUGUGUGAAAAGCUUGAAGAUAAAAUGAAGGGGACAGUUGUGGAAGGUACAAUACAGAAGUUAUUUGAAGGACAUCAUAUGAAUUACAUUGAAUGCAUUAAUGUGGACUUCAAGUCAACUAGAAAAGAAUCAUUUUAUGAUCUUCAACUUGAUGUGAAAGGCUGUAAAGAUGUUUAUGCUUCUUUCGACAAAUAUGUUGAAGUGGAACGUCUUGAGGGUGACAAUAAAUACCAUGCUGAAGAACAUGGUUUGCAGGAUGCUAGGAAGGGGGUAUUGUUUAUUGACUUUCCGCCUGUUCUUCAACUUCAGCUAAAGCGAUUUGAAUAUGAUUUCACAAGGGAUACAAUGGUGAAGAUAAAUGAUCGUUAUGAAUUUCCACUAGAGCUUGAUCUUGAUAGGGAAGGUGGCAAGUAUCUAUCUCCUGACGCUGAUAAGAGUAUCCGCAACCUUUAUACCCUUCACAGUGUAUUGGUGCAUAGUGGUGGUGUGCAUGGCGGUCACUAUUAUGCAUACAUCAGGCCUACCUUAUCAGAUCAAUGGUUCAAGUUCGAUGAUGAAAGGGUAACAAAAGAAGAUUUGAAGAGGGCAUUAGAAGAGCAAUAUGGGGGCGAGGAGGAGCUUCCACAAACAAAUCCUGGCUACAAUAACACUCCGUUUAAAUUUACAAAGUACUCAAAUGCAUACAUGCUUGUGUACAUACGUGAGAGUGACAAAGAAAAGAUAAUCUGUGAUGUGGAUGAGAAAGAUGUCGCGGAACACCUUAGGUUGAGAUUGAAGAAAGAGCAAGAAGAAAAGGAAGACAAGAAAAGAUACAAAGCACAGGCUCAUCUCUACACUAUCAUAAAGGUUGCUCGUGAAGUUGAUCUGUUAGGACAGAUAGGAAAAGAUAUAUUUUUUGAUCUCGUUGACCAUGACAAAGUUCACAGUUUUCGUAUCCAGAAACAGUUGCCAUUUAACCUAUUCAAGGAGGAGGUGGCCAAAGAACUUGGCAUACCUGUUCAAUUCCAACGUUACUGGUUAUGGGCAAAAAGGCAGAACCAUACAUACCGUCCCAAUCGGCCUUUGACACCGCAGGAGGAAACACAAUCUGUUGGACAGUUAAGGGAGGCUUCCAAUAAAGCUACCAAUGCUGAACUGAAGUUGUUCUUGGAGAUAGAAAUUGGACCGGAUUUGAACCCCCUUCCGCCACCUGACAAAACCAAAGAUGAUAUACUUCUUUUCUUCAAGCUUUAUGACCCUGCAAAGGAAGAACUUUGUUUUGUUGGUAGGUCUUUUGUGAAGAGUUCUGGUAAGCCGAUUGAAAUCAUACCAAAGCUGAUUGAAAUGUCUGGCUUUAGUCCUGAUGAAGAACUUGAACUUUACGAGGAAAUAAAAUUUGAGCCAUCUGUCAUGUGUGAGCGUCUUGAUAAGCGUGCUUCAUUCAGAUCUAGUCAGAUUGAGGAUGGGGACAUCAUUUGCUUCCAGAAACUCCAUCAGGCUGUUGCUGUGGAUAAAUACCGAUAUCCCGAUCUUCCUUCAUUUUUUGAAUAUGUUAAAAAUCGCCAGGUAGUUAAUUUCCGAUCUCUGGACAGACCUAAAGAGGACGAUUUCUGUCUUGAAUUGUCAAAGCAACAUACAUAUGAUGAUGUAGUGGAGAGAGUGGCUCAGAAACUUGGUCUAGAUGAUCCAUCCAAAAUCAGACUUACUCCUCACAACUGUUACUCUCAACAACCCAAGCCCCACUUCAUUAAAUACAGAGCUGCAGAUCAUUUGCAAGACAUGCUAGCUCAUUACAAUCAGAUAUCAGAUAUUCUGUACUAUGAAGUGUUGGACAUCCCUCUCCCAGAGUUGCAGUGUCUGAAAACUCUGAAGGUUGUUUUUCAUCAUGCUACAAAGGAAGAGCCUGUUAUUCACCACAUCAGGUUGUCGAAACAGAGCACUGUUGGAGAUGUUCUCGAUGAAUUAAAGAAAAAGGUGGAAUUGUCACAUCCAGAUGCUGAACUGAGACUGAUUGAAGUAUUUUAUCAUAAAAUAUACAAGAUAUUUUCACUGAAUGAGAUAAUCGAGAAUAUAAAUGAUCAAUACUGGACAUUACGUGCGGAGGAAAUUCCGGAAGAAGAGAAAAAUCUGGGACCCCAAGAUCGGUUAAUUCAUGUUUACCAUUUCAUUAAAGAUACUGCACAGAAUCAGAUGCAAGUGCAAAACUUUGGAGACCCUUUCCUUCUUAUAAUUCACGAAGACGAAACUUUGGCAGAUGUGAAAGUUCGGAUUCAAAAGAAAUUACAAGUUCCCGAUGAUGAGUUUUCUAAGUGGAAGUUUGCAUUUUUAUCUCUUGGACGACCCGAGUAUCUUCAAGACACCGACGUCGUGUCUAGUCGUUUUCAGAGAAAAGAUGUUUAUGGUGCUUGGGAGCAUUACCUUGGGUUGGAACACCCGGAUACUUCCCCUAAGAGGCCAUACACCGCUAACCAGAACCGUCACACAUAUGAGAAGGCGGUUAAAAUAUAUAACUAGACAGAAGAACCCAUAAUGUAAAGUAUUUGCAGGUGGCCCAGUAUUUUGUUCGUCUUUUGAAUUGUGGGUGCUAUUCAUUUUUUACUCGGGUGGCGAAUGGGAGUCCCUCUCCUAGUUUUUUCUAAGAGCUGUCUACUCGGUUUUUUGUUUUGUUUUCUAAGUGUGAGUUCUCAUGGGUUAACUCUAAAGCAGUAGUACAUAACAAGAUUUUGGCGUAUGGGCGAACCUGAACUAGUGUAAAGAAGUGUUUUGACUUGAACAUUAUGAAAUUCUGCAGUGUAAAAAGUCGCAUACAUUUUACUUCUGGGCGCAGUUCUUAAUUUUUCUAGUAUAUCAAAGCUGUUAUCAACCUAA